GUGUGUGUGUGUGUGAGAUGAAAAAACAGAAGUCCCUGUACCCGCCUGUACAGCAUGUCGAGCCUCCCCGCUUCUUAAAGGACGAACAAUAUGUGGAUGGUAUGGACAAUGAGGUCGCAGUAGGAGGGCAUAGCUUCACGGGCAGUGACAGACACCACCUUGUGUGCCUGUGUGUGUGCAGUGUGUGUCCAUGCAGGUGAAAAUAUAGUGUUUCUGAAUUGUCUGCCUGUGUGUGUGUGAGAGUGUGGGAUCAUGCCGGGUUGUGAGAACACCUUGGGGGUGCGACGCUUGCUCACCUUUGCUACGGGUCUUGUGGAGUGUCUGGGUUUCGCUGGAGCUGUGUUCGGAUGGGCUUCACUUGUUUUUGUCCUCAAGACGGAGGGCUUCUUCAGCUCUCUGUGUGUGAACACCACAGGAGUCAAUGCAACGCAUGUCUUAGAUUGCAGUGGACAGGAUGAAAGGUUCUCACUUGUCUUCACCAUCGCUUCCUUUUUGAACAAUUUUCUGACGCUGCCCAAUGGUUUCCUCUUUGACCGGUUUGGCACUACAGUGGCUCGGCUCUUUGGAAUAUUUCUUUACACCAUGGGUACCUUGAUGAUGGCUUUCUCGAGUUCAGUUCUGUCCAACCUGCUCUUUCCAGCUCUCUCCCUCCUGGCAGUUGGUGGCAUCUUGUUUCUGGUGACCAACAUGCAGGUAGGAAACCUGUUCGGCUCACGGCGCUCCACUAUUAUCACUCUUUAUAAUGGGGCUUUUGACUCUUCCUCAGCGCUCUUUCUCAUCAUCAAGUUGUUACAUGAGUCUGGUAUCUCUCUUCGGGACUCCUUCCUCUUUCUGUCCGCCUGCAGCGCCAUUCACCUGCUCAGGACUUUCUUCUUAAUGCCCAGAAAAUUCAUUCCCUACCCGCUGCCUGAUCACUACACAUACGGGAUAACCUGUGGUAAAUCAAAGACUCCGAGCGCCAUAGUUGCAGCGAAUGGUGAUGCACAAGAGACGGCAGAGGACAGGCCAACUGACACGGAUGGAAAACAAGAGAAGAGUUUCCGUGAGUGUGUUCUGUCCAGGUUCUUUAUGUGGCACCUGCUCUGGUUGUCGGUGAUGCAGCUCAGACAUUACCUGUUUAUUGGCACACUGAACCCCAUGCUGCACAGGCUGACUGCAGGAGAGCCCUCUCUGGUGAGCCGGUACAUCAAUGCCUUUGCUUUCACCCAGCUGUGUGGGGUGCUGUGCGCCCCCUGGAAUGGCCUCAUCAUGGACAGACUCAAGGGCAAACCCCGUGCAGAAGGAGAGAGUGAAGGUGAGGUAGACCUGCGGGCCUCGGUGCUUUCUCUCUUCCUGACAGCUGUGCAGUGUUUGUUGUUCUCAAUUUGUGCCGCCACCCCGUACCUGCAGCUUCAGUACUUCACCUUCAUCCUGCAGGUGGUCAACCGCUCCUUCCUCUACGGCGGCAACGCAGCCUUCAUUAGUUUGGCUUUCCCGUCAUGUCACUUUGGGAAGCUGUAUGGUCUGAUCAUGGCUCUGUCUGCAGUGUUUUCACUGCUGCAGUAUCCCUUCUUUGCUCUGGUGAAAGGACCUCUGGACGGGGACCCUCUAUAUGUGAACGUUGGUCUGACGCUGCUCAGCCUGUUCGCCUUCAUCCAUCCCCUGUCUGUCUACCUGCACUGUCGAAGUGUUGCCUCCCAGCGGGCCAAAAGCGGAGCUGUCGCUGCUUCCUAGUAGCGUCUGUAAAAUGAGACCAAUGACUCGCACUUAAAACUCCCCUCAUAUCACCAGUUACACUGUUACCUCUUCUUUGUGUGUUUAUGUCUGUGUUGCUGCAUGUAUUCCAUCUGGAACAUGAAACGUAAAGGUAAUGUCAAACUCUUGUGAAUGCAUUACAGAUUUUAGUAAAGCAUGAUUCUGGGUGCAGCAUUCACCGUACUCUGCAGGCAAGUUCACAGCCAAAUUGAACUUAUCCAUAAUAAUUAAGAGCCUCUGGUGUGCAGCUUGCUCCGUCUGACCCUCUGUAUCACCUCCAGUUCUUGUGAUCAUUUUAUAUUCAUUGUGUGGUCGGAUGCAUAAUUCAGGGUUUUUCAACUGAGCUUUUCCAUAAAGCAUCUCAGGACUUUUUAGCAAGUUUAUAAUUAGGGUAACGAUUUCAGUUGGAAUGAUCAGUUCUACAUUUAUUUUUCAAAGAAAAAUUUCUAAAAUUAAGAUGAUGUGAUUUUUGUUGGGGCUUGUACCAAGCGAGCAUGUUCUCUUACGUUUGGAGAAUAUGAUUUGUAGGCCAGGGCAUCUCUGUAUCCCCACAAUGCUUAUUGUACUAACAAUUCACAACAAUGUUGUGACACAUUUUACCUCUAUCAAAAAAAUUGCAGGUCCUGCGAUUUGGAUAUCGCAUUUAGCCAUAUUGCGAUUUUAAUUAUAUUUUGAUUAAUUGCAUAGCCCUACUCAUUAUGUCCUCUUGCCAUUUUUUAUAUUCUGUCUAAUGCUAGCCGCCCAUCACACCCUGGUUAUGGUGGCAGAGUGCCAAAAGACAAACCACUUUAUUGUAGAAAGCUGAAAAUCUUACAGAUAAUGUUUAUAUCGUGCAGACUUCUUCGGGUUAUCUCUAUCUAUAUAUUUUUUUUUAAUCUUUAAAACAGAGUAAAAGGGCCAACAAUGCUUUGUGUAGUGAAUGUAUAAGGGACAUUUGGGAGCCAAACUCACAAACAUCAGUCUUUGAUGUGCACAGUGUACAUAGAAGAUAGCUCAGGCUCACCUUUGGACAUGAAAACUGUGAAGCCCCACAGCUUUAAUGCAUGAGUUCAUUCAGGUUCAUCAGUGCAGUUCAGUAUCAGUGCUCUGUGAGGGGGAGUGGAGAGGCAGCACAGCUCUGCCCCCUGUUGGACUCUCAGUGGAGCUGUUAGGUACUAACAUCAAUAUUGUACAAAAUGUAAACCAACAUUAAGGUGAUGAAGUUUUGUUUGUUUCCAAUAGCCUCAGGUGUUUGGUGUGUGUGUAGGUCGGUAGCAGAAUUUGUCAUUAAGGAUCCUGUAUUCUGUUUUUCAGUGAAAAUGUGCCAUAGCUAAUGUUGACAUGUAAAGGAUUACAAAGGGAUGUCUGUUGUGCAAUUUUUGUUUUAUUUUUACCAAUAUGUUUAUGUUUUAAGUUGUCUGUGUAUUUUUCUUUAGUGUCAAAUGGAGGUUGAACAUGCUGCAUAUGAACUUUAGCAGUGUAGUAAAGGGCAGCCUUACUUUUUGAGCUUUACUUUUGCCCAAAUAAAAGUCUCAGUUUUCAACUGUUAUGAGAGCUAGUAGGGGCAGUAGAACAUAAACGUGUAAUCUAUUAAACAGAGAAGACUAUGAAGGACACAACUCUUGUGACUGGUUGUAAAAAUAAACAUUAAAGUGAUAUUUAACAGCUAAA
Molecule: messenger RNA, 3384 nt
Organism: Seriola aureovittata
Lineage: Eukaryota; Metazoa; Chordata; Actinopteri; Carangiformes; Carangidae
Gene: slc43a3b
Product: solute carrier family 43 member 3b
Exons: 13
Coding region: 253-1713 (486 amino acids)
Biological process (GO): transmembrane transport
Molecular function (GO): transmembrane transporter activity
Source: RefSeq, a predicted model, not a curated record